Molecule: messenger RNA, 1336 nt
Organism: Mercurialis annua (annual mercury)
Lineage: Eukaryota; Viridiplantae; Streptophyta; Magnoliopsida; Malpighiales; Euphorbiaceae
Product: 1-aminocyclopropane-1-carboxylate oxidase homolog 4-like
Exons: 3
Coding region: 70-1158 (362 amino acids)
Source: RefSeq, a predicted model, not a curated record
GACAAGUUAAACAUUAUCCUACAGAAACACAAAGCACAUGAACACCAAAUCAAAACAAACCUUAAUUUCAUGACAACAUUCAACGAAUUCGAUCAAUUCAACGAAGCUAAAAAAUUCGACGAUUCCAAAACCGGCGUUAAAGGUUUACUAGACUCAGGCCUCACUACUAUACCUCGUAUUUUCAUCCACCCACCCGAAACUCUAUCCGGUAUCAACCCCGUUAACCGAAAACCCGGCUCCGAUCAUGUCAUCCCGACCAUCGACCUCUCCGGAGUUCACUCCGGCGACCGGAGAUCAACGAUUGUGGAGGAGAUAUCACGUGCAAGUAGAGAGCUAGGGUUUUUUCAGAUAGUGAACCACGGUGUGCCGGUGGAAGUUUUGGAUAAGGUUAUUAACGGAGUUAAGGCGUUUCAUGAACUGCCGACGGAGGUUAAGAAACGAUGGUAUAGACGGGAUAUGGUUAACGGAGUUAACUUUUUUUCUAAUGUUGAUUUGUUUAAGUCUAAAGCUGCUAGUUGGAGGGAUACGCUUCAGAUAAGGCUAGGUUCCAACUUAGCAGAGAUUCCUGAAAUUCCGGAGGUAUGCCGGGAAGAGGUCAUGGAUUGGAGUGAAGAGGCCGUGCAGGUGGCGGAGCUGUUAAUGGAGUUGUUAUGUGAAGGGUUAGCAGUGAAAUCAAGUACCUUGAAGGAGAUGUCAUGUUUAGAAGGCAGGGUGAUGGUUGGUCACUACUAUCCGCACUGUCCUCAGCCUGAUCUUACGGUUGGGAUCACAUCACAUACCGAUCCUGGGGUUUUAACUCUGUUACUUCAGGACUCUAUUGGCGGUUUGCAGGUUAGGCAUGGUGAUGAAUGGGUUGAUGUUACUCCUGUUCCGGGAGCUAUUGUUGUUAACAUUGGAGAUAUACUUCAGAUUAUGUCCAAUGAUGAAUACAAAAGUGUAGAUCACAGAGUGUUGGCUAAUCCUUCACACGAUCCGCGAGUUUCCAUUGCCAUUUUCUUCAACCCUGGCAAGAGAGACUGCCAGUACGGGCCCCUUCCGGAUCUAAUUUCACCAGAAAAGCCAGCUAUUUAUAAGCAAUUUACGCUCGUGGAUUACAUGAAAAAAUUCUUCUCAAAGGAAUUGGAUGGCAAAGGUUUGACAGGUUACUUUAAGCUGUAACUAAAAUACCUAAAUGCAGUAUUGUAAUAAAAAACAGGACAAGCAAGUACAUUGACAUUUUAAUCUAAAUUAUACCGAUUGAAUGACAUUGUAUUCUAAAUUAAAAGUACCGAAAUGGAAAACAAUAUAAAUUGUGUUUUAUAAAAAUAUGGUAUAAAUAUAGAGUUUUGUUUCAGAA